AUGUCGAGUUAUGAAUCUUAUUCACCUGAUCUAUAUGCUUCAAGGCUAACGGAUCCAAAAAUAAAUUUCAAAACAAAAUUGUUAAUUGCUACAAAUUUGAGGGAUUCUAUUGAAAUGUAUCAAAAUUCAGAUUAUCCUCGUUUUUUACAUUAUUUAAUGCCAGUUUUAAAUAAUACGCUUCAAAAUGAACCACCGGUAUUUGACAGCAACUCAGAAGAACAAAAAUUACGCAACAUUUACUUAGAAAUUUUACAUAGAUUACCACAAAAUGAUUCACUUAGGCCCUUUGCGCCCGAUUUAUUGAAACUUGUAAUGAAUUUAUUAAAAAAAGAAAAUGAAGAUAAUGCUGUAAUAUGUUUAAAAAUAAUUAUAGAUUUACAUAGAGGUUAUAAACCUUUACUUGAAGAUCAGGUUCAACCAUUUUUAGAUAUUGUAAAAUUAAUGUAUGAAAAUAUGGAACAAACAGUAAGAGAUGCCUUUGACACUCCUGGAACUGCUGCUGCAACACCUAGUGCCAGUACGCCAGUGCAAUCAUCUGCACCUAUUCCACCGUCACCGCGUCCUUCAUCACCGGUACCAGAUGUAACAACACAUGAACCUACUCCAAAUAAAGUACUAGCUGAUAGUUUACACAGUUUCAAAGUUUUAACAGAAUGUCCUAUUAUUGUUGUUCUAAUUUUUCAAUCACAUCGUAAUGUAGUAAAUGGUAACAUCCUAAACUUCCUACCACUUAUUAUAAGGACAUUAAGUCUUCAGCCUCGACCACAAGCUGAGGCACAUGAAUCAGCAAAAGCUAGAGGGGAGAUUUUUAUUGGUGUUGCUCCAGGGAUAAGAGAUAGAGUGAAAUAUACUGAAUUUAUCGUUGCUCAAGUUAAAACAUUAGCCUUUUUAGCAUACGUUUUAAGAGCUUAUACAACAGAAUUAUCUCAUUAUCAAGAUCAAGUUCCAGAAUUUAUUAUUCGUCUUCUUCAUGAUUGUCCUGCAGAGGCAUCAUCUACCAGAAAAGAACUUUUGGUAGCUACUCGACACAUCCUUUCAACAGAGUUUCGUAAUGGUUUUAUCAAUAAACUAGAUAUUCUUUUAAAUGAAAAAGUACUUAUUGGUACUGGUGUAACAGCUUAUGAUACAUUAAGACCUUUAGCAUAUAGCAUGUUAGCAGAUUUACUUCAUCAUAUCAAAGAUAAGCUUACACUUCAACAACUUUCAAAAAUUGUGUAUAUAUAUUCGUGCAUUUUGCAUGACCCAACUUUCACACCAAAUAUUCAUACAAUGUGUGCAAAAUUACUGAUACAUUUAAUAGAAUCUAUUUUAAGUAAUUCUCUUAAAGAUGAAAAUUUCGAUGCACGACCAAUUCAUUCAAACAUGACCAGCGAGAUUCAAAUUGAUCCUCUUAAUGAUGGCCGUGUUUUGUUUAGGACUCUUGUAGCGGGCAUUAAGCCCCUUAUUCAUUGGUUAAAACAACGUAACAAUAACAUUAACAUGCAAAAAAGUAAUUCUUUAACAUCUGGAUUUACUCAAGAACAAGUUGAAAUCUUUAUUCAACUGUUUAGAGAGGGGAUUCGUUGUUUUGACUAUUUUAAUGUCGACAAUUUUGAUAAUGUGUCACAAGCAAAACUUACUGAAGGAUUGUUAUCAAUUGAAACAGCAAAUAAAAUUACUAAACUGGAAAAAGAGGCAUUGGAUCAUUUUGGAUUGGCGUUUGUUAUUGUUGAACCAAUAAUAUUUCAAGAGAUUUUUUCAUCACAAAUGGAAUUUUUUUUUGAACAGAUGUUACAAAACCCUUCUUUGCAUCAAAUUCCUCAUUAUUUUUUAACAGCUUCUGAUAUUAUUAUAUCUCAUAGUUUCUCUGGAAUUCUAUUGAGAUUUUUAGUGGAUAGGUUAGACAAACUUGGAGCAGAAGAUAUAAUAUACUCUUCAGUUAUGCUUAAAUUAUUUAAAUCAAUUUUUCAGCCGCUCACUCAGCUUCCUAGCCAUAAUGAAGCAAUUCUUCAACCACACGUUGCAAAUAUCAUUACAUCAUCUAUGAAACUUUCCACAAAGGCCAAAAAACCAAUUAAUUAUUUUAUUCUUUUAAAAACCCUUUUUAGGUGCCUCGCAGCUGGUAAAUAUGAAAAUUUGUACAGAGAAGUCACUCCAUUAUUACCAAUGUUACUAGAGGGAUUAAACAAUUUCUUAACAUUAACACAAAUGCAACAAAUGCAAAAUUUGUUUGUUGAGCUUUGUCUUACAGUUCCUGUUCGUUUGAGCUCACUCCUCCCAUAUCUUAAUUAUUUGAUGAAGCCCCUUGUUUUAGCAUUACAGGCGGGACCAGAUUUAGUUAGUCAAGGACUUCGUACUUUAGAACUUUGUAUUGAUAAUUUGACUCCAGAUUUCUUAGAUCCUAUAUUAGCACCAGUAAUUGAUGAAUUGAUGAAUGCACUUUGGAGGCAUCUUAAACCACCACCCUAUGAUCAGAAAUAUAGCUACUCAGCCAUGCAAAUAUUAGGGAAACUUGGAGGUCGAAAUCGUCGUACUUUAAAAGAUCCACCAAAACUCAACGCCAAUUACUCUUUAUUAAGCACUAUUGAUCUGCAGAUUUUUUUCAGUUCAAAUUCUGCUGCAUAUUCAAUGCAAUUAAAUGAUUGUCUAAAACUUGCUGGAGAUAUUUUACAAGACCCCGACUCUUCUAGCUUUUACAAAAAACAUGCAUAUAAAUUUAUUGUUUCAUUAAUUCCACUUUUUUUCGAUUUAGAUGAAGGCAGUGAAGAUCUAGGAAAAUUAAUUAGAACACAACUACAGAAAGAAAUUUUCCCUAUCAUUAAUAAAGAAUCAAUAGUAAUCGACAAAAGCUCGGGUGAUGAUAAAAUGGAUCUAGAUAUAGAAACAUCUAGAGAUAGUCAAAAUUUAUCAAGUCAGCAAUUAAUUAAAAGUAAAAUCAACAAAGAUGGGCACAAGAAUAUUUUAAGAAAGAAAGCCAUACAAGAGGAAACAUUGAAAAAUGUUUUAUGUGCUUUAUUUGUUGCUUCAUCUUUGCCUGAGCUUAAAGAAAAUUCUUGGCCAUUCUUACAAAAUAUUUGCCGACAUUUUGCACUUUUGGAGAUUGGUGAACUAAUUGAAUUUAAUAAAGCAAAAAAAGAAAGACUUAAUUUUGAUGUUGAUGAUAAAAGAUACAGUUUUGAGACUAAGGCAAUGUUAGAAGCUUUAAUCGAAACUAUCACAUCUGAAAAUCUUAAAUUACGUAGUUUGGCAAGUUCAGCUCUGACAACUAUUUAUGAAACUUGUUUAUUAAUUUCUGGAUCAAAACAAAUAAUUAGUUAUUGUCCUUUUUUCUUUUUCCUGGCUUCAAGAUUUUGUUCAUGCUGUUAUCAACAGGAAUGGUUUUAUAAAAGUGGCGGUUGUUUAGGCAUAUCUAUAAUUAGCUCUCAACUUGACAUGGGUACUAAAUGGAUGUUGGACCAUGAAAUUGAAUUUGUUAAAGCUCUCCUUUUUGUAUUGAAGCAUAUUUCUCCUGAAUUUGCAUCUGGGAGUGUUGAUGAUGCACCACAAAUCCUCUUACGUGUCAUUGAGAUUUGUAACAAACAGCAAGAUUCACAGUCAUUGAUUGAUGACGAUAUCGAAAUGCAAAAUUCUAAUGAAUUCACAGAUAAAAAAAAUAAGUUUGAUAAGCUUAUAAUCACAUUAACUUCAGAAUUAUGCAAUGUAAAUGAGUCUGUAAGGGAAACAAUACAUUCAGCAUUUAAACUUUUAAGUGAAUUGACUCAAAAAACUAUUUCCAGUUUACUUUCUCAAGCUAAAGACAUAUUAAUAAAUUUAAUUUUUGGACAACCUCUUAGAGCUUUACCAGUUUCAAUGCAAAUAGGCCGUAUUGAUGCUAUUACCUAUUGUUUAACUUUGCAACCACACUUCAUAACUUCUCAACAUUAUGAAGAUCUCACAAGGAUACUUGGCGAGGUGGUUAUUUUAAUUGAUGUUGAAGAUGAUCAGGCUUUAAUGAAUCCAGCAAUGACACUGCCUGAUGAAUUAUUUUCUGGGAAUAAUCCAAAUGUUACUAGGCCACGUAUUAUUGGUAUUUUUUUCAAAACAUUACAUAUGAAUGUUCCAGAAAUUAUUGAAGUAGGAACGAAAGCUCUUCAACAAGUUAUUCAACAACAACACAAAUUGUCUAAAGAUCUUUUACAAUUAGGGGUUAGACCAAUUCUAAUUAAUUUUUCAGAUCCUAAAAAAUUAACAGUAUCUGCAUUAGAUUGUUUAGCAAGAUUACUGGAAUUGCUUAAAAGUUAUUUUAAGCCAGAAAUUGGUAAAAAAUUGUUGGACCAUCUCCAACAAUGGGCUGAUUCAAGUUUUUUGCCAUCUACCGCAGGAAAGCCGCUCACUGAGAAUGAAAACAUUAAAAUUAUUGUUGCAAUAUUAAACAUAUUCCAUCUAUUACCUUCAUCUGCAAAUGAUUUUAUGGAUAGUUUGGUGCCUAUGGUUUUAAAUUUAGAAGAAAAAUCAUGUCGCUCCAUAUCGAGUCCUUUUCGUUUACCUCUUACAAAAUUUUUAAAUAGAUACCCCACAGAAUCUGUAGAGUAUUUUUAUAAUAAUAUUAAGAAUGAUAAGUAUAGUCAAUUAUUCAUUAAUGUAUUGGGUACUGAGGAAGCACCAAAACUUAGAGAAGAGAUAAAAAAUAACCCAGUAACACUGAUUGAAAAGAUUUCAAGCAUUCACCAUUCAGACGUAAGCAAUCAUGUUGAUACUUUAGUCAAAGCAAUUUUGAUCAUUCGACAGAUUACCAAGUUUGAUCAUAAAUGGCUAUCAGAACCUUCAUCAACUCCUGUUCUGAAAUUUUUAAAAGAAGCUUGGAGGGAUCAAGGUCGCACGGAUAGAUUAAAAAAUGAAAGCAGCUUAAAUUUGAAACAAAUACACGAAUCUAAAUAUUUAAUAGAGAUUUUUUGUAUUUAUUUAAAAGAAAAACCAGAAGACAUUGAUUUGCUCUUUGAAUUUGUUUCUAUUUUCUCCAACAAAAAUAUUAUUGAUUAUACGUUUUUAAAAAAAUUUUAUCAUGAAGAAGUUGCCAAAAAGUAUCCAGUUGAACAAAAGCGAGCAAUUCUCAACAAGUUUCUUGACACAUUUUCUGAUCCAAAUAUUUUACCUAGCAUUAAAACACUAUCAUUAAAGAUUAUAGUCACACCAAUGUUAUUAUAUGAUUUUGCUAAACACUGCGAGUCAAGCAACUCGAGCUCACUUAUAUCUAAUAUUGAUCAAGAGCAUGAAAAAAUCAUUGACACUACUCAAAUGGACAAAAUUCAAUCUCUAUGGCAUUAUCUGGCGGAUAAUCAUGAUGAAAUAGAAGAUUCUUUACGCAUAGAAGUUCUUCAAUUUUCAACAGUUAUUGUUAAAAGUGUACCAAACCUCAUAACUACACGUAGUUCACUUAUUAAAUUUGGAUGGAAUUGGUCAAGAGUUGAUGAUAUCACAGCAAAACAUUCAGCGUUUGUGUUUUUAGCUGCAUGUUUUGCAGAAUUUGAUCAGGUCAGUUUAAGAAUGCUAUUUCAAUCUUAUACAGCACUCUUAAAGGCUCAUCAAGUAGAGGCAAGGGCGUUGGUAAAACAAGCAUUGGAUAUGCUUGCACCGAAAUUUAUUUCACCUCAGUCACAGUCAUUUGAUGAAUCCAAGAAAGAUUCAAAAAAGAAACCACCGCCGAAUUGGAUUGUAUAUACAAAAAGAAUUCUUUUGGAAGACGGAUAUGGUUUGACUCAACUAAUUAAUGUAUAUCAAUUGCUUGUUAGGCACCCUGACUUAUUUUAUGAAUACAGAGAGCAUUUUAUGCCACAAAUUGCUAACACAUUAACCAGAUUAGGUUUACUGCAAAAUGCAACAUCUGAAACUAGACUAUUAACGAUAGAUCUUUCUGAGCUGAUUCUCAAAUGGGAACGCUGUCGUCUCAAUGAAAAUAGUACCAAUGAACAAAACAGUAGCAGUGCGGCAUCUACCCCUAUUGCAAGUCCUGGAAAACGACGUUUGGAGUCUGAAACUGAGUUUUCACCAAGAAAACGACAAAUUCUAGAAUAUGGAUUUUCAGAAUCAAAAAAUUUGUCUGAAUGCAAUUCAAAAUACAUUCCCAAUAAUUAUUUGCGUGAAAAUGUUGUCAAUUAUCUUAUCAAAUUUGUGUGUGCUUCCAAUGAUCCUAUUAGUAAAAAUAUAUUAACACACAGGGCUCUUGAUCUAAUUAAGGAAUUUUUGCAACCUGAUUUCUGGCCUGAAGUUAAUGUGAAAUUGAAUCCCUUUGAACGUGCAUUGAAAUUUAAUGAAUUUGGCGGCAAUAAUAUAGAUUGUAUUUGUAAUAACUUGGAAGCUUUAAAUGUUAUUUUGGAAAAGAAAUCUUCAGAAUAUUGUCUUACAAAUUUAAUCCAUCUACAACCAUUACUUGAACGUAGUAUUACAAGCAACAUUAUGCGUAUUCAAAAAUGUCUUAAUCCCGUUUUAAUUCACAUAUAUAAUGCUAUAACUCCGCCUUCUCCCACAGCAAAUGUUUUUACACCAGGUGCAGAAAUAGAAUCUUUUAUUCAGUUAGUUAAUAACACAAUACAAGAAUCUAUUCAAAAUUCAAAUAAUUUAUAUCAAGCAAUGAUGUUGCUAAAAGCUGCCAGUUGCACUAUACCAAAAAGUAUUGAUCCUUUUCUAACUGGAAUAAUUAAUUCUAUACAAACACUUACAAAUGGAAUAAUUCCACAAGAAACAAAUCCGCAAGAAACGAGUCCUAUGAAUAGCAACAAUAAAUUGGUGACCAAUCAACAAUCCUCAGACACUAAUGUCGAUGUACUUAUAAUUGCAUUAAAUUUGGCCAAUUUAAGAAUUGAAGAACUCAAUGAAAUGAGACAAAGUUUUAUAACAUUUCUUUCACAAUUAAUUGAAAAUUCAAAAAAUAUUGAGCUAGCAAAGACUAUUUUUAACAUGGUGAAACAAUGGAUAUUAUGCAAAGAACCAUUACCUACUAUGGAAGAAAAGGCAAAAUUACUGAUUAGUAUGUUGUGCUAUGAAAAAUUGGAUGAUAGGAGUUUGAUUGAAAAUUUAUUAGAAUUUGCUAUUAAGAUAUAUAAUGAUCCUUUAUUUUCAAGGAGUGAAUUGACAGUUAGAUUGGAAAAGGCAUUUUUAAUGGGAACUUGCUAUAAUAAUUCUAAAAUUCGUAAUCAAUUUAUGGAGAUCUUUGAUCAUAGUUUGUCAAAAGCUUUAUCACCACGGCUCUAUUAUAUUCUUGGUGAGCAAAACUGGGAAUUUAUUAGUGAUUAUUUUUGGAUACAUCAGGCUUUAGAUCUUUUAAUUGGCGCUAUUUCUCAUAAAAAAAAUAUUCAAAUGACACAUAAUAUACAAAUCAAGUCGAUUGCAACACUGGGUGAUUUAUCAUCUUUUUCUGAUUCUUUAGAAAACACUGAUCAAGAAUUUGAGGAUUUUUUGCAAAAACACAGGGAAUUUUUAUUUGAAGUUAAAAAGUUACGUGUUGGAGAUAUAUUAUCACCUUUAAAACAACUUCAUCAAUUAGAUAAUAAAAUAGCAUAUAAUUUAUGGGUACAUCUUUUCCCAAUUUGUUGGUCAAAUAUAAAUAAUAAAGAAAGACAAGAUUUAACCAAUAAAUUAGUAAAGCUUUUGUCAGAAGAUUAUCAUGAGGUUCAAAAAAAUUCUCAACCAAAUUGUAUACAAGCAUUAUUAGAUGGAAUAUCACAUUGUUCACCUGUUUUGAAAUUGCCACCACAUUUAAUCAAAUAUCUUGGUAAAUUACAUGGGGCUUGGCAUAUCGCAAUGGCAAUUUUGCAAAAUGCAUCAUCUGAAAGGGAUAAAAAUGAUGAGAAAUACAAAGAACUUACUAUAGACGCUUUAGCUGAUCUUUAUUCCAGUUUAUCAGAGGAUGACAUGUAUUAUGGUUUAUGGAAGAGACAUUGUAAAUAUCUUGAUACCAAUAUUGCUAUUUCAUAUGAACAAAGUGGAAAUUUGUUACAAGCUCAGAUAGAGUAUGAAAAUGCAUUACAUAAAUCAAAAAUUUCAGGAUCAGCAUGUUCUGAAUCAGAAAGCAUAUUAUGGGAAGACCGCUGGAUAUCAUCCGCAAAAAAACUGCAACAAUGGAAUAUUCUUUAUGAUUUAGCAAAGAAUGAAAAUAGUAAAGAUUUAUUGUUAGAUUGUGCAUUUCAUUUAGCAGAUUGGGCAAAUGAAAAAGAAUUAAGUGAACAAAUUUCUUAUUUAUCAUCAUUUGAAUUAUCCAAAAGUCCACAGUAUAAAAUGUUUGAAUCGUUUGUAGCUUUAAUGAGGUCAAGUCAUACUAAUAAUUUUGAUGAAUAUAAAAAGCUUAUCAGAGAAGCAAAUCAAUUAACACUACAGAAAUGGUGCACACUUCCAAAAAUCGUGUCAGAAAGUCAUAUAUCGUUAUUGCAUUCAUUUCAACUUAUGGUGGAAUUUGACGAAGCAACUAAAAUAUUCUCCAAUUUAUCAAAUUAUAUUCAAAGUUUAGAUAAUCAAAAUGAAAUUAGAAAUGUCCUUUCGAGUUGGAGAGAAAGAUUACCAAACAUGUGGGAUGAUAUUAACAUUUGGAGUGACAUUGUUGCUUUUAGAAAACACAUUUUUAAUGUCAUUAGUAAAUCAUUUGAACAGUUUCAAAAUUUACAAAUAAAUUCUAAUCAUCGUGGACAUCAUGAAACUGCAUGGAUUAUCAACCGAUUUGCACAUGUUGCAAGAAAGCAUCAACUUUAUGAUGUUUGUACAGAAUUUCUGCAAAAGAUUUAUACUUUGCCAAACAUUGAGAUUCAAGAAGCAUUUUUGAAACUGAGAGAACAAGCAAAAUGUCAUUAUCAAAAUAAUGAAAUAAACCAAGCUCUAGACGUUAUAAUUAAUACAAAUUUGCACUUUUUCAGCUCACAACAAAAGGCAGAGUUUCAUACUUUACAAGGAAUGAUUUAUCUUAAAUCCAACCGGGACUCAGAAGCCAAUGAAUUAUUUUCCACGGCCGUGACAAAUGAUAUGCGCCUUCCAAAGGCUUGGGCUGCAUGGGGCUAUUACAAUGAUCGCAAAUAUAAGGAAAAACCUAAUGAAAUUAUCUUUGCCAUAUAUGCAUUAACUUGUUAUUUACAAGCUGCAAGUCUUUAUAAUUCAGCUAAAUCUAGAAAGCUAGUAAUUCGUAUCUUAUGGUUAUUAUCUCUUGAUGAUUCACAAGGAACAAUGUCGAUUGUUUUUGAAACAUUUUUCAAUAAAACUGAAGUUCCUGCGUUACAUUUUCAAUUAAGAACAGCAAGAGAAGAAUAUUUGCUGGUGAAAAAACAAGUAGCCAUUGCUCAAACGCAUGCUCGUGCAGUACAAUUAUCAUCAUCUAUUGCCAAUAAUCCAGGAACAUCAACAACACAAUCAGCAACCCCUAUAAUUUCUUCAACAUCACAGGUAGGUUCUAAUAUUACAAACAUGGGAAAUGUACAACGACCAGCUCCACAAAAUGUUGGACAAAGUAACUCUAAUAGAGGAAGCCCUGUUCAAAUCAAUACUCAUGGGGUUAAUUUCAAUCAGUCAAACCCAAUGUCUUCUCAGCCUCAAAGUCCUGCUAUACAAGGAGCAACCAUUCUAAAUAUGUCGACUCCUUCCAAUAAUAUUCCAGCACAAAAUAUACAAAACACUAAUUCUUUGCCUAAUGCUACUAAUUCUUCAAGUAAUAUGCAAGGUCAUUUACCAACAACUGUUGAACCAGGAAGGUCACCUAUUGCACAAACACCUGGAAUGAGUCCAAUUCAUCAUCAUGUCUUGACAAAUAUUCCAACUACACCGCAAACUCAACCCAUAGUGAAACAACCAUGGGAACAUGUUGAAGAUAUAAUGUCUACUUUAAAAACAUCGUUUCCUUUACUGGCUUUGACAAUGGAAACCAUGGUUGAUCAAAUUCAACAACGUCUUAAGCCAAACUCAGAUGAAGACAUUUAUAGAUUGAUUGUUGCACUUUUAAAUGAUGGUUUACAGCAAAUAACAAAUAGAUUGACUCAAAAUCAUGAUAUUGGAUCACUUACACAAACAACAGAAAUGAAUGUCAAAAGAUUUGCUGAUAAUCUAAGUGCUGGUCCGAUAAAGACUGCCUUUGAAGAAGAUUUCAUUAAAAGAAAGCCAAAUUUCAUGCAAUAUGUUGAAAAUCUUCGUAGAUGGAGAGACAAAUUUGAAGUAAUAUUGGAUAGUAAACCACGCAAGCUACAUCUAGAAUAUUUUAGUGCCUACUUGGUUGAAUUUCAACAUCAGAAAUUUGAAGAAGUGGAAAUCCCUGGACAGUAUUUAUUGCUCAAAGAUAACAAUAAUUCGGAUUUUGUUCGUAUUGAUCGUUUUAUGUCAGAAAUUGAAAUAAUUCGAUCUCAUGGUUUUUGUUAUCGAAGGCUUACUAUACGAGGACAUGAUGGUAGUCUUCAUCCAUUUGCAGUUCAGUAUCCAUCAGCAAGGCAUAGUCGGCUUAGAAUAGUACAGGAUGAUCCAUCAUAUUGUUCAUUACAAGAUAUUUAUGAAGAUCAUUGUGAUAAUAUCAGAAUAUCAAAAGAUGAACCCGUUAUUUAUUUUAUUAAUAAAAUGAGAUCCAAUAUAAGCCGUACAUCAACGAGAAAAGACGCCAUUAAUCUCAAAGUUGAGAUUGCAAGAAACAUUCAAUCAAAGUAUAUACCAAGUGAUGUUUUAAUAAAGUACUUUGCCAAAACCAUCAAAUCACACGAGGAACUUUGGUCAUUUAGAAAACAUUUUACUUCACAAAUGGCUGCUGUAUCUUUUAUGACAUAUAUUAUGUGUGUUGGUCAGAGACAUCCACAUAAAUUUUUGAUAUCUCGAAACACCGGCAAUAUUUGGUCAAGUGAAUUGAUUCCAAGUUUUGCACAAGGUGUUCCAAUGCUUCAAAACCAGGAAUCUGUUCCUUUCCGAUUAACUCGCAGUAUACAACAAUUUAUUACACCAAUUGGUUUAGAAGGAAUUUUUUCCUCAGGCCAAUACUUGAGUAUUUUUAUUAGAGAUGAGUUGAUCACUUGGCAUUAUAUAAGUCAAAAACACACUAAUGAACAUCUACUUAGACAAAAAAUUUUAGAAACAGUUGAUCAAAUUGUUAAUAAAGCAAAGAUGAUAGGAAAUGUUGACAAUAAUAAUCAUGAUAAGCAACAGAAUGGCAACAAGUCAAUAUAUAGUCCAAUUACAAAUUUAAUAGCAAUGGCAAGCAAUCCACAAUAUUUGGCAAAUAUGGAGGAUUUAUUUAAUGAACAUAUAAAUCCCAAUAAAGAUGUUCUAUCAUUAAAAUAG
Entrophospora sp. SA101 is the source of this 11244-nucleotide messenger RNA. Lineage: Eukaryota; Fungi; Glomeromycota; Glomeromycetes; Entrophosporales; Entrophosporaceae. The record is from the annotation of a GenBank genome assembly.